Messenger RNA from Symbiodinium sp. CCMP2456, 729 nucleotides. Lineage: Eukaryota; Dinophyceae; Suessiales; Symbiodiniaceae. The record is from the annotation of a GenBank genome assembly.
AUGGAGCCUGAGGACAAGGGGCCUCGGAGCUCCUGGCUUGUCUGCGCAGCUUGCGCCUACCCACUUGUCCGUGUUGAUGAGCUGAUUGAGGAGAAGUUUGAAUGCCGGAAGGAUGUGACGUGGGUCUACGAACUCGAUGUAUUGGAACUGUCAACUUGGUGUUAUUCUGCAACCAAUGCCCACGAUCACAGAUUCGAUGUAGUCCGAGUGCUCCCGACGGGCUUGAACCGAAGCCUCGCCGUCGAGGGGAAGCCAACAGCAGAGUUCUCCUGGUUUCCGGGCUUUGCGUGGGCAAUGGCUCACUGCUGCCAUUGCAACCGCCACUUGGGCUGGGCCUUCUACCCGGAAGCGUCUGAGGAGCACUCAGGGCCUGAGCGUUCGGAGCAACCUGCGGAGCCGGCUCCACCGUCUGAUCUGGCUUUCUUCGGGCUCGUGCUCACGAAGAUGCGGGAGAGCCGGUUACACGAUUCAGAAGUGGAUGAGAUCUUCACCAGAGCCAGGUCGACGCAGCAAUCGCCAAAUCGGCAAGAAGUUUCGAGCAUGCUGCGCUCGCUGAGACAAGCCUUGAGACAGGUACCUGCCGACGCGCUGUUAUUUUCAUAUUUCUUAUCUCAGCGCCGAGAAGACACUUCCAGCCGUGAGUCGAUGCAGAGUACAGAGACGACGCUGGAGGAUCGUGACAGGCGUGAUCCUGAAGCCCAGCCCGAGCAAGCUGACGCUGAAGCGUAG